AUGCCGCUGAGCAAUUUGAAAGCCGAGGAGGCGAAAGAAGCGACAUGGGAAGCCGGGCGUGGUGCGGUGAUAGGAUACAUCCAAAUGUCUGCCAUGAUCAUGGGUGGCAUGUUGGAGGCGGACAACCGAAUGAGGAUGUAUGAGCAGAGGAUACGGCUGCAAAACCGGAGGCUGCGGGAGCAGGCAAAGUGGGAGAGGUACGAACAAGAGUUUUUAGAGCAGAAGAGCGAAAAGUAG
Parascedosporium putredinis is the source of this 237-nucleotide messenger RNA. The record is from the annotation of a GenBank genome assembly. Lineage: Eukaryota; Fungi; Ascomycota; Sordariomycetes; Microascales; Microascaceae.